Molecule: messenger RNA, 2383 nt
Organism: Coccinella septempunctata (seven-spotted ladybird)
Lineage: Eukaryota; Metazoa; Arthropoda; Insecta; Coleoptera; Coccinellidae
Gene: ida
Product: anaphase-promoting complex subunit 5
Exons: 10
Coding region: 117-2345 (742 amino acids)
Biological process (GO): protein K11-linked ubiquitination; anaphase-promoting complex-dependent catabolic process; positive regulation of mitotic metaphase/anaphase transition
Cellular component (GO): anaphase-promoting complex
Source: RefSeq, a predicted model, not a curated record
ACAUAACCUAAAAAAUUUAUCAACAAUAAUAAUAACAUGAAAUCAAAGAUAAAUCUCUGCUUUUGAGAAUUAUUCGUAAUCAACACAGAAUCAAAGAUCUAUAAUCUUUGCACAGAAUGUCUUCAACUAAAGAGGAUGGUGCUAACAGUAAAAUUAACCAAUUAGACAAAUUAACCCCAUAUCGAAUAUGUAUAUCUGCCCUUAUCAAAACGUUUCAUGGCAAAAGGCUUUAUGAUGCUAUGAAUUCUACUGUUAAUACAUCAAGAUGUACAAGAGACUUUUGUUUCAUGUUAAUUAAUCUCCUUCAAAAGCCUGAUAUAGAAUUAUCAGAACUCUGGGGUCACAUCCAUUUAACGACUGACCAAAUACCUUCAGAUUUACUAGAAACUUUCAAAGAUGAGCUGUUAUUCAUAUAUCGAAAUGGAAUUGAAGCUUUGGUGGAGUAUAUAGAUAAUUUGAAUAGAUUAAUGGAGUAUGAUAAUAGUUUAACAUUCGACUAUUUUUUUAUUAGCAAAACAAGUGUGAUAGGUGUUUACUUGAGACGCUUGAUAGUUAAUUUCAAUAGACUAACUUUCUUUGAGGUAACAGAGGUCUACUCAGAAUUCGAGAAAUAUUGCAAGGAUUUGGUAGAAAGGAUUUAUCUUCCUAAAACCAUAUUGAAACCCGAAGAAUGGACUAUUGAGAAAGAUUUAUGGACCAGAAGGCAAGCUGAACUCUUUAUUGCAACACAAGCUGCUUUAGUAGAAAGCAAUGAAGGGAGGGCUAUGAAUCCUGGAGAACUUCAGAAAGUUAUAGGCAAUAUAUUGAAGACAAAUCCAGAUUUAGCUGAAGCUCAUUUUCUUGCAUAUUUAAAUUAUCUCAGAGUGAAGGAAUAUUGUGGCGCAAUACAAAGUCUUUAUGGCUGCUUUGAUUUUAAUCAUAUAGAGGAUAAUAAAAACAAUGAUGAGAAGCCUAAACUCUGUCGGUAUGCUGCAUUAAAUCUAGCCGUUCUUCACUAUCACUUUAAUCAUCAUCAUGAAACCCUAGCUUCUCUGAAAGAAGCAAUAAAAUUAGCUCAAGAUGCAAAUGAUAAUUUGUGCCUUCAGCAUGCCAUGGCAUGGCUUCAUAGAUUAGUAAUUUCACACAAUGAUAAAAUUACUGAACAUUCUCUUCUGAGCAGCUUCAGUUUGAGUAUGUCUUAUAGACCUAGCACCACCAUUCAGACUUGCUUAAAGAUUUCUUCUUUAUGUACAUCCCAGCCAUCAGAAAUCUUAGAUGCCCUAGAUAAAGCUGACAUCACUUAUUACCAAAAUAAUGAUAAGGAGUUGAUCUCGAACAGUUAUGUCAUAAAAUCUAGUCUAUGGCAAUUCUAUGGAAAACCCGAAAUGUCUUCCUUAUGGAGUCACCUCACUUUAUACCUCAAUAUAGGUAAUAUGAAACCUACUAAGUCUCACUAUGGAGAACCAUUCUGUUUAUCUAUUUGUAAUGUUGCCAUGCAUCUACUUGGAGAGGGAAAAUAUAAUUUGGCAUAUUGUGCCCUGAAUUUUGUUAAACGAAGAUUUCCAGAUGAACCUAACUGCCAAAUAUGGAUGCUGUGUGAAAAUUUGUUUUAUUUCCUUAGAGCUUUAUAUCAUGAGCAGUGGGUAGAAGCUGAAGCGGCAGCAAGGAGGAUGAUGAUAGUAGACAAAUGGGAAUCAUACCUUCGCCUUGCAGAAUUGUACCUUUUCAAAGAGGAUCACAAGGAAGCAAGGAGAGUCAUAAAUUUGAUAUUCGAUAGAUACAAAGACAAUGAUAAACACGAAUUCAAAGGUUAUCAAUAUGUUAGGGCCAAGCUUCUGUUUGCACAAAUAGAAUUUGCUAGUAAUUUAGAUGACUCAUUACCUCCAGGAAUAAUAAAUGUUCUGAAUGAUAUCCUAGAUGAAACAAAAAAGUACAAACUUGAUUAUUAUACUUCUUUGGUUUAUCUCGUCAUGGCCAACAUGCAACUUAAUUUGGGAAUGGCGAAGCAAGCGCUUGUGAAUUUAGAUAAAUGCAUGACUCAGAUAUUGGCACACGGUGGCUGCUAUGAUAGAGCAAAAUGUUGGCUUUUUUACAUAAAAGCCUUAACUGCUGAAUCUGAGAGACUUGAAAAUAAGCAAGAAAGAGCUGAAGUUAUUAUGGAGAGGAUUCAUAUUCUUGAUGAAGCAAAGGAUCUUUUCAAAAGGGUUGAAGCCUUUUCUCGAAUGAAGGAUGUUGUUUAUUUGCAGGCCAAAUUGUAUGAUCAACUUGGAAUGAAGCAGGAAAGGAAUAAGCAUGCGUUGGAAUUCAGGACAUUAGAUCAAGAGCACAUUUCCAAGAAUAUGGAAACAUUAAUAAGGUAUAUUUAAAUGAAUCGAUAAGUCUGAAUAAACAUAAGAAUUGUUAA